Alternaria conjuncta is the source of this 2067-nucleotide messenger RNA. RefSeq lists its product as uncharacterized. NCBI's taxonomy places the organism in Eukaryota, Fungi, Ascomycota, Dothideomycetes, Pleosporales, Pleosporaceae. The record is from RefSeq and is a predicted model, not a curated record. Gene Ontology annotation, molecular function: DNA binding; zinc ion binding; DNA-binding transcription factor activity, RNA polymerase II-specific. The transcript has 3 exons. Gene Ontology annotation, biological process: DNA-templated transcription; regulation of DNA-templated transcription. The coding region runs from base 1 to 2067 and encodes 688 amino acids.
AUGACGGAGACGCGAUACGAGGGAGAGAUGGACAGAGGUGACGAAGGUCCGUCAGCGAAGAAGAGGAAGAGAGGUCGACAAGCGAAGAGCUGUGUCGCGUGCCAUCGGCGGAAGCAAAAGUGCGACGGAGAGCUGCCAUGCUUCAACUGCAGCAGACGCGACGUUGCCUCAAGCUGCACGUACAGCGACGAGGCUGAAGCCCGUCGUCGGCAAACUUCACGUGUCGCCGCUAUCCCUCUGAAUGAUGAUAUAUCGUCAGAGAAUCCCACAGACACACGGACCACUUCCACGCGUGCCAGAAACUCGCCCGAACCCAGAGACGCACAAGUCGGUAAUCUCUUCCGCAGUCGAGACGCCCCAUCCUUUUUCGGAUCAUCCUAUUUCGGACCUCAAGCUGCAGCAAAAAUAAUCGAAGAGCCCGCACCAGAUCUUUCCUCCGGUAUACGGCAUGCUGCGGCCUCGGCGCAAUCUUUCCGCGAUGUUGGAGGCCCUUUUUCGCAGAUCUGGGAUCUCCUAGGCUUGCUGCCGCGCAACAAGGCCAGCGUCGAUCGCCUCGUACAUGUCUUCCUCGACGAGCUGAAUUGGACCAUAGACGCCAUCCAUCCACAGUCUUUCAAAUUGAAGUAUGACGAGUUCUGGGAGCGUAAAUUCGGCUUCGAUGACUAUGCAUCUAUCGAUCUGAGGUGGCUGGCAUUGUUAUUCAUUGUCCUUGCGUACGGUGUUUUCCUCGACUGCCCCUAUCCAAAGAAUGGCGAAGUGCAACGUGAGCUUCAAGAGACAUCACUACGCUUCUACUGGGCAGCAAGGCGCGCUAUAGUCAUUGCACCAACAUUCUACGGAGAGUCGACAGAUCUUGUUCGUGCCGGUCUUCUGGUCACACGUUAUCUGAUCCAUUUGCGAAGAGUACCGGAGGCUUGGCUUACGACCAGUUUUGCCAUGCGUAUGGCCCAAGCACAAGGCAUGCAUAUCGAUGGCGAACGUUGGCGUCUCUCGCGUAAAGAGACCGAAACCCGAAGGCGUUUGUGGAGCCAUCUCUAUACCUUGGAUAAGACUAUCGCGCUUGCCAUCGGUCGUCCCUUCGCUAUAGUUGACCAGCAGUGUCUCGUCAAAAGAGCCACCAACGUCUGGUUGGACGACCAACCAGACGAGGACACGUCCGCCAUCCCAGAGCUACCCAUGUCCGAGCCUACCCUGAGCGUUUACAACUUCCUUGCACACGAUUUGGCAAAGAUCAUCGGCAGCAUUCAAGAGCGUUGCUUUGGUCUCUUCACCGUUUCUUACGACACCGUAAUUUCGCUAGAUCAUGAUAUUAUCGACUGGGAGGCAAGGUUACCAGACUACUAUCACCUGAAAACCCCAGACACAUCUAUGGAUGGCACGCUCCCCUUCCUUUACUGGAAUCGCUUGCAUCUCCACUCCAUGUACCACUUCGCCCGCGUCACGCUUCAUCGACCGUAUUUGCUGCGCCAAAGUAUUACGAACCGCUUCAGACACAGUCACGAUGCGUGCAUAUCGUCGGCAUGCGCUGACCUUGCCAUGCGCAUCGAUUAUUUCCAACAGCCAUUGAAUGACCGUCUGAAGUGGACUUUGGGUCCACACCACCUCUUCAACAGCGCUUUAGUCCUCGGAAUAAUCGCUGUCAAAGAUCCACACUCGCCUAAAUGUCGCGCGAUACUAGAGGACCUCUCCGCAUAUUGCGAGAUGCAAAGAGCUGAUAUCUGGCUCAAUGAGUUCGCGCUAGCUGAGGUCAAAAUCAUUGAACUCUGCAUCAAGAAAGCGAAUCAGUUUCGUGCUAGUCGUACUGAAACACGUCCCAACACAGCAGAAAAUGCGCCACCUGCCGUGCAUGGUGCCAAUACCAUCGACCUGACAUCACCGUAUACGGAAGAUAGCUCGGUAACGGUGCCAGAUCUGCCGGCGAUAGGUGCAGGUGGGCCCUUCCAAUGGCAUGCGCCCCCAUGGGGUGACCCAUCUUUCACCACUUUGUUUGAGCCAACCGAUCUGCAGCACUGGGAGAAUGUACUGGAUAACAUCACACAAGAGCAGAUGCUGUUCGGCUUCCAAUAG